Molecule: messenger RNA, 699 nt
Organism: Xylaria bambusicola
Lineage: Eukaryota; Fungi; Ascomycota; Sordariomycetes; Xylariales; Xylariaceae
Product: Sec62/63 complex, subunit Sec66
Exons: 3
Coding region: 1-699 (232 amino acids)
Biological process (GO): post-translational protein targeting to membrane, translocation
Cellular component (GO): Sec62/Sec63 complex
Source: RefSeq, a predicted model, not a curated record
AUGUUCGAAAUCGAUUGGAUGAGCCUCGCGCUCCCAUUCGCCUAUAUCACCGUGCUCGGCGGAUCUCUGUACACAUUCUCAACUGUUUACAGAAAACGGAAAGCUGCGCAAAGCGCCAACCUAGAGCCAUGGUUCCCACCACAUUUGCAGCGAAACAUAUACUUGUCGCUCUUACAUAUGCAACCAGAAGCUGGCCAAGAGAAGGCGCCCAAAAUUCCCGACAGCGUUAUUCGAGCCGCACUCCUCCGCAGAGCAGUUGAGAACAUCCGUCGAAUCAUUCAGAUUCGCACAUCCAAGCAAGCUCUCAACACGUUAUUACAGAAGGGAAGCGUGGGCGAAGAUCUAAACCAGAGAUUCCUAGCAGCCGAGAAGGAGAUCGAGGAGGAGUUGCGCGAUGUGGUGAGCGAGGCCAAUGCUCUCGCACCAGGCUGGGGACAGACAAUUUUCCAGUCAGCCAACGAGAUUGCUGCUAACACCGUUCUACGCACCCGCCUAGAGGAGAUAGAGGGCCGGCUAGAAGCAGACAAACAGUGGUGGGAGAAGCGAAGGGAGACUAUCAAGGAAGAUUUUAUGAAAGAACUAGACGAGGACUCGGCCAAGGGCUCCACCAAAGUCGUUAGCGACGAAGAGGCCGUCCACGUGGAGCUGAGUAGCCCAGCCGCAACGCCGUCCAAGAAAAAGAAGAAGGGCAAGAACUGA